This is a messenger RNA of Ilex paraguariensis (yerba mate), 1432 nucleotides long. The record is from the annotation of a GenBank genome assembly. NCBI's taxonomy places the organism in Eukaryota, Viridiplantae, Streptophyta, Magnoliopsida, Aquifoliales, Aquifoliaceae.
CACCAUCCUUUCAGUCUCAUCACCAACCACCACAACGACAAACACAAACACAACCACAACCACAACCACAAACACAACCACAACCACAACAAUCACCCGCACUGAUCAUCUUUCUUUAAAACCACACAUCACACAGACAGACACAGUCCAUCGCUAAGAAUCACUUAGAAACCCAUUUUUUUCCUCUCCUAGUGUCAUGGAUAGCAACUCUACUACUACUUCUAUACCCUCUCACAUGAAGGCUUGGGCCUAUUCCGAGUAUGGGAACGCAGUUGAUGUACUGAAAUUGGACAAAAACGUAUCUGUUCCUGAGGUUAGGGAUGAUCAGGUUCUGAUCAAGGUUGUUGCCGCUGCGCUUAAUCCUGUGGAUGCAAAGAGGAUGCUUGGGUUCUUCAAGGCCACUGAUUCUCCUCUGCCUACUGUUCCAGGUUAUGAUGUUGCUGGUGUGGUGGUCAAGGUGGGAAGCCAAGUGAAACAUCUCAAGGAAGGAGACGAAGUGUAUGGGGAUAUAAAUGAGGAAGCUUUGAACAACCCCAAACAGUUUGGUUCUCUGGCUGAGUACACUGCCGUUGAAGAGAAGCUAUUGGCUCUAAAACCUAAGAAUCUUAGUUUCGCUGAAGCCGCUAGCCUUGCACUUGCCAUUGAGACUGCUAAUGAGGGCCUCAAACGCGCCGGACUUUCAACUGGUAAAUCUAUCCUUGUUUUAGGUGGUGCUGGUGGAGUUGGAACUCUGGUAAUUCAGCUAGCAAAACAUGUAUUUGGUGCAUCAAAAAUUGCAGCUACUUCCAGCUCUGGAAAAUUGGAGUUGUUGAAGAGUUUGGGAGCUGAUUUGGCCAUUGAUUACAAUAAGGAGAACUUUGAAGAUCUGCCAGACAAAUUUGAUGUGGUAUAUGAUGCCGUUGGGCAGUGCGAUAAGGCGGUGAAGGCAGUGAAAGAAGGCGGAAGCGUGGUGGCAAUAAUCGGUGCAGUCACUCCACCUGCUUUCAUAUUUGUAGUUACAUCAAAUGGAUCUGUCUUAGAAAAACUAAACCCUUUCUUGGAGAGUGGCAAGGUGAAGGCAGUGAUAGACCCUAAAGGCCCAUUCCCAUUCUCUCAGACCAUUGAAGCAUUUUCUCAUCUCGAAACUGGCAGAGCUAUUGGUAAGGUGGUGAUAUAUCCAGUCCCAUGAGAGAAGAGAAGGGACCGGAGUCACUUAGUUAUUAAGCAGUAGUGCUCCUUUUAUUUGUAUUACAAGGCCAAGAUGUUGUGUUAAAAAGUAUCCCUUAUUUAUGUGACCCUAUUCCUACCGGUUAAAAGACACUAGUGUGAGACAAUAUGGAGAUAUAUAUCUAAGUCAGUUUUUGAUGUGUAGCCACACAUGGCUGCAGGCGUAGACAAUAAUUUUAAAAGAAGAGGUUAAAUUACACUUUCUAGCUGAUUCAGACUAUGAUCU